Molecule: messenger RNA, 1245 nt
Organism: Aspergillus chevalieri
Lineage: Eukaryota; Fungi; Ascomycota; Eurotiomycetes; Eurotiales; Aspergillaceae
Product: Zn(II)2Cys6 transcription factor domain-containing protein
Exons: 1
Coding region: 1-1245 (414 amino acids)
Biological process (GO): regulation of DNA-templated transcription
Molecular function (GO): DNA-binding transcription factor activity, RNA polymerase II-specific; zinc ion binding
Source: RefSeq, a predicted model, not a curated record
AUGGACGGCAAAACUUACAAGCUACGUGCCUCUUGCAACGCCUGCAACGAGUCCAAAGUACGUUGCAGCCAGACGAAACCAACCUGCGCUCGAUGCGAGAGAAACAAGACAACCUGUGUCUAUGGCUUGUCCCGUCGGACUCACAAAGAUGCGCCCCCGAUUUCCAUGCCGCAUUCGCACUCACACUCGCAUUCGAGUUCACACUCAAAUUCGCAUUCCGGGUCGAGACGCUCCUCGGUACACAUCCCAAACGCUAAUGCUACCGCUACGACUACCGCCAAUUACACCGGAACCACCACGCCAUUUAUGCCACUAAGCGAAAAUCCUAUGACAUCCUAUCCCCCGCAGCCGAGCGUUGACCAGUUCUUUGCACAACAACAGCCGCACCACCAGCAACCCUCCACAGCAGGCCCAGGCCCAGGGAUACUCUCACCUACCAACCUCGAUCUCCCCAGCUUUAUGACGCCCCUCCCAACGCCAAACGAAGACCACACCAAUUCGCUAUUCUCAUCUUUCGGCAACUUCGCCGCCGGGGUCGGGAACGUGAACAGCAGCGGCAGCAACAUUCUCACCCCGCUGACGAACACCCCCGGAACCGGCACCAGUGCGAGUACCAGCACGGAUAUGUUCCAACAGCCGCAGAUUCAGAACUGUACCUGCCACGCGGGGGUUAUGGAGCAGCUCGCGUGCAUGUCUCAGCCAGCCCGCAACGAGGAGAGAAGAUUAUCGCUGGAUGUACAACUCUCACAGCUGAAGCGGUGCAUUAUAGCCUCCGAAGCGUCUAUGGGCUGCAGUCACCAUGGGAAUGGGGAUACUGAGCCGAUUAACAUCAUUACUGUAGCUGUGCUGGUUGGGCGUGUGAUCGACGAGUUUGAAUUAAUGCUCAACGAGCGGAUAGGCCGCGGAUCAGCAAUAGGGCGAGGCAGAAGUCUGUCUUUGGAUGAAGUAACAAUCAGCAUCAGAGAGCCCAGGCUGUCAUGGGGUGUUUUAGAACUGGAGGACGACGAUGAGUUCGAACUAAGACAGCGGCUGUAUCUGCUGUAUUUCCGCAAACUUGAGCGCUUGCUCGGUCAGUUAAAUGUGUUUGUUCGGACAUUGCAUGAUGCAAGAGGUGGGGGCGGGACUUGCAGUACCACGUUCGUCAUGGCAUGUGAAUAUAUCCAUCUGUGGCUGGAGAAGAAAGCUGAGGGCGUCAAGAGGUUGUUUUCCGCUGCUGAUGAAUGUACGGGCAGGAUUCCCGGUUAG